Messenger RNA from Dermacentor silvarum, 5614 nucleotides. RefSeq names its product protein rhomboid-like. Lineage: Eukaryota; Metazoa; Arthropoda; Arachnida; Ixodida; Ixodidae. The transcript has 8 exons. Gene Ontology annotation, molecular function: serine-type endopeptidase activity. The record is from RefSeq and is a predicted model, not a curated record. The coding region runs from base 931 to 1938 and encodes 335 amino acids. Gene Ontology annotation, cellular component: membrane.
GCGAGAAAGAAAGAAAAGAAAAGAAAGAAAACGAGAUGAAAGGGCCGCCGGCGCCGUACCGCUUUCGCGUUCAGCGGCAGUUCUUCAGUCGGCGGCGGUUCGUCGGCUGUCGUGGUCGUCUGCUGCUGCUGCUGCUCCUCGCCGACUUCUGGCGCGUCGUCUGCUCCCGCGAGCGUGUGCGAGUUUAGGCUCGGCUCGGCUUCGCCGCAAGACAAAAAAUCCGGAUCGCGCCUGGUGCUUCCCUCUGGCGGUAGCGCUCGCUCGCGUCGUCUGCUACCAGUGUGUGUGUUGUCGUCCGGUCUGCGCGCCGCGCACUCCUCGUACGAGAAGGGGACCGACCACACGGAGGGUUCCGAAGGAACAAAAAAACGAAGAUAAAAAAAGAAAGCGGCGGGGAAAAAAAAUUUCUUUCAUGUCUUGGCGUGUUUUCCAAGAGCAGCUCCGAUGUAUUCGUCGGUUAGAAGGCUGUCCCCGCCGGUUGACGUAGUAAUAAUCGUCGACGUCGUGACGUGCGAAGGUGGCGGCGGUGGUGGUGGUGGAGUGGUGUACCGACGACGACAGCAGCGACGAGAUUUCUCGUGAUCGGAGCGGUUGAUCUCAGAUCGCCGGUUACGAUCUUCGACGUCAAGGCGGACCCCCACAAGCUCUCUAAGGUCGAGAGAGCGGUCCUGCGAGAUACACGCGGUUGUCCUCCGAUCAGAGAGUCGACUCGGUGUUGGCUGUGCGUGUUCUCGACGACGACGACGACGACCUUCGACAAGGCCCCCUGUGCGGGUCGUUUUAAAAACUUGUCGCCGUGUUGCUUCGCCAAUUUUUUUCUUUCUUUCGACGUCGACAUGGUGAUUCGGAUUGCAACGGAGUGCUCGCGGCCUCGUGUCGAACGGAACACGUGUGGAAUUCCUGCCUGCGCAAGUCGCUCAGCGAUGUCAGAUGAGCGGCAAGCGCACUCGGAGCUUUAAGAUCGCCGUGCACCGCCGAGACGAACGCGAUAUCUGGCAGCAGACGCGGGCCGGAGCGGGGAACUACUGCCAGCGGCACGGCAGCCUCAGCGCUGCCACCACUCCCGGAAGGGGAUACUACGGCUGCGGCUCGUCUUCGUCGGCGGCCGACGACGAGGAGGACCCGUGGCGCCGCCCUGGCGCCGGCGCGAGAGCCGAGGGCUCCGUCUUCCGCAGCAUGGUUCGCGCCAUCGCCACCGAGUUCCUGCCGGACGGCCGGGACCGCAAGUACUACGCGGACCACUACAGCUGCCGGCCGCCGCCCCUGUUCGUGUUCGUCGUCACCCUCAUCGAGCUUGGCUUCUUCACCUACUACACGGUGACCACGGGUGCCGUCACGCCCACGGGCCCGGUGCCCAUCGACAGCUUCUUCAUCUACAGGCCCGACAAGCGUCUCCAAGUAUGGCGGUUUGUCUUCUACAUGGUCCUGCACGCAGGGUGGAUCCACCUGCUGUUCAACCUGCUCGUCCAGAUGUUGGUCGGCCUGCCGCUGGAGAUGGUCCACGGCUCCCUACGCAUCGGCACCGUCUACAUGGCCGGAGUGCUCGCCGGUUCUCUGGGGACGUCAGUGUUCGACACGGACGUCUACCUCGUCGGUGCCUCGGGCGGAGUCUAUGCGUUGCUAGCGGCGCACUUAGCGAACGUACUACUGAAUUACAACCAGAUGCAGUUCGGUCUCGUGAGGCUGGUGGGCGUAUUCUUGAUUGCCUCUGCCGACGUGGGUUUCGCGGUCUACGACCGGUACGCCGCCGAACCUCACGGGCCGCCAGUAUCGUACGUGGCACACCUGACUGGUGCACUGGCAGGCCUCACCAUCGGCCUGCUGGUGCUCAAGAACUUCGAGCAGAAACUGCACGAACAGUUGCUCUGGUGGGUGGCACUAGGCGUGUACGCAGCCUGCACCCUCUUCGCCGUGCUCUUCAACAUCUUCAACUACUGAGCGCCGGAAGUGAGGACAAUGGUUUUUUAGCUUCUUGAACUACUGUGACAGCUUGUGAGCAACCACCGUGUCGGUGCAGCUUGUGUUUGCUCGUGGAGAAGCGUUCACAUCGAGUCAACUCUACAUUGCGCUUAGAUGGUGUGAAGUCGGAACUGAUAUGCUAAAAAACAACAUACCCUGGCUGGCAACACUGACAGCACAAGAAAAGUGGCAGCCUGUUUUAUAUGUGGAAGCAACACUUCAAGAAUUAACAAGGUACUGCUUUCUUACUGCCCAGAGUUGAAGAUCCCUUUGCAAGUCAACGCCAGACAAGUGUGGCAGACUGGUAGUUGCCUUUGUGUAAACAAAUGUAUGACCACAGAACAAACCAAAGAAAUUUGUGAAAACACCGCGAGGACAUUGUAGUGGACUUUACUGUGUUCCAGUGACUCGUGCAGAGAAACAAGAUAUGGAAGAGCCGUGCUGUUCUUACUUCCCGACGCUUUCCACAAGCGUGCAACAGAAAAACAAGCGGCAGGGUGUAGACCAUGUCACAGUUUGUGGACUCGUGUCAAAGCACAGUAGAACCAGAGAAGAACGUGCUUUUAUUUGACUGAAUGGCAACAAAGAAUUUCCGAAUGCAUCGAGUGCGUGUGAGCACGCCUUUUCUAGAAUGCCACCAACACUGAAAUAUUUUUCAAAAAAGCUCUAAACCAAAGAGUCGAUGAACUGCUUUUACUCGUUUCCAGUGGCUUUAGUUAGCCUACAGUUUCCAGUGUUUUCGCUAACUGCACAGAUGAAGCACUGUAAUAGCACCGUCUCGGAAUGCAACAGCACACACUGCCGCACAAAUAGCGUGCAAGACUCCUGGAGCACUAGCAACCAACUGUGACAAGCCGAUGAGUUCGAAAUACAAGCCCACUGCCAAGCAAAACAAUACUGCCGCAUGUCUGCUCGCAGCUCAAAUCCUGCCAUGGGAAAAAAAAAAGUUAGAAAAAGGAGUCGUCGUACAAACGUGUGUUGAAGCUCCUCAGGGAUCGACGGAGACUUUCUCUUCGACAUCAGGCAGCUACGAGACAAGCAGCUGGGACUUUGUUUUACAGUACUCCAAAUGUGUCUGUGCGUGUGACUGCUGUGUACAGGGUGUGCAAACGAAAACGAACAACAAAGUGGAUGCUUUCCCAAGAGUGUUAAAAGUGUGUGGUGCACUUUCUUGACGACAUUGAAAGAAAAAAAAGAACCCUCUUUGAAUUGCAUGGGAGAAUUGGGUGGUCCUCUGCAUUUCGUGAGAAUGAGUAGCCAUUGAAGCAAGGACACAAACUUUGCGACUUCGAACUCUUGUUUCACAUCCUGCCGUACAGUUCUGGACUAGUGUGCAUGUAUGUGUCUCGCCGUGUGUGCAUUUCGGACUCCCUCUCUCGCCAGACAGAAAAGUGUCUCCAAUUGCUUUGCGUGGCUUUUCUGUACAGCACCAUGUUUUUUUUUUGUAAGCUCACAAACAGAUAGUCUAUAUUUCCUCAAGGCGUGCUAGCGCAGAUGGUGAGAAUAUAUUUAUUUAGGCCUUGCCCAGAUAUAUCUAUAGACCUUUUAUGACCUCAAUGUCAAUUAUAUUCCAGAAUGUAGUUAUAGAUCUGAAAAAUGAGAUGUGUUUAGAAGUGGCAUGCUGUGUAUAUUUUAUUUAUUUAUGAAUUUGGUGCUACGUAUGGCCUUUUUUUUUAAUUGCUUUUCUGGAAUGCUCUCUGCGGGCAUAAAAAUGCAAGUGCUUCGAUUCCGCAUCUAAUUUCAGUGUGUUAUUCUUUUCAACAGGGACAACUGUGUAACCACACUGCUGAGACAGUGGUUUAAUUCUUAAUUUUCAUUUGACAUGAUCAGACUGCGCAUUCUAACAAUCGUGAUAUGAACAAGAUUGUGUAGCCAUUCUAACAAAUAGCUAUAGUGCUCACCGAGCAGCAACUUCUAAAUAGCAAGCGUUUAUUUUGCGCAUCCUGAACAGUGGUUCUUACAGUCGAGAUUUACAUUCAUGCGUUUGUUCUAUUUAUUUUAAUUUUUUUGCUUCGACUUUGCCUUGCUCACGCCCACAACGCCAGUUACCUCAGUUUGCCCUUUGCAUGGCUUAGCACUACCAUGCAACAAGGAUAAGUUAGUGUGCAAAGCUGUCUUGAACAUCAUUCGGAAGUGGCACCAAGUGUAGACGCCCGUUUUUUUUCUUUGUUAACGCAACAGGUUGCUGCAUCUAGCACCUCGCACAUGUGAUUUCCCCUUACUGUCCUUUUGUGGCAACUUGAUAAUUUUAGAUAUCUGCAAAGCCAACUGAAGCAGCAUUUGUUUGCCAAUUCUCAGGUUUUUCAGGCAUGUUGAAAUUCUGGCCAUGCAAAAGCCUGCGUCAUGUUACUCCAAGUAGUGCUUGUAACCGAAUGUUCUGACCUUGCGCUUCAGAAAAACAAUGCUUGUCAAGUCUGUUACGUCAGCCUCGGUGAACAACUUGCUGCUGGACAAGUGCUGAGGUGUUAGUGCGUCGCACCUACUGCUCCAUCCGUCAGGUGACGGAAAAUGUGACCUUCCACAGCUUAUUGCACAGAUAUAUUACCUUUAUUGUCACAACCAUUCCGUAGAUGUUGGUGCAAGCAAGCCAUGGGCCUCGCAUUUUUGCGUUGCUUCUCUCUAGCGAUGGCUGAACUGGCCAAGUUCUUCUUGCGUCAGGAGCCAUAGUUUUCACAAGUUUCGGCAGGAAUCUAAAAAAAAAAUGCACGCGUUGUCGCUCUUCGGUAUGCAUUGGCCUUGUUUGCAGCUUGGUGCACAGGAGACGACACGAGUGUUCACCGGUGUACAUACAAGAGCACCGCAUGGUCCGUUUGUUUCAGCGCACAUUCCUUGGAUGUUCCAACAGCACACUGUUCUUUACUUACCUAGCCAAAGCACUUUUUUUUUCUUUGCAAAUUGUGUCAUUCCUUUUCCUGAGAAAGUCGGACAUGGCAGCUUCCAAUGGGUUCGUGGACAGAUUGAUGCAAGCCCACGUCACAAGCUUCCAGCACUGGUUGAAAUCAUCCGACACACCAUUUGUGCACAGUCAGUGCCAUGAGUGUCUAGAACAUCCAGCUGUCUAAAUUAGGCGUGUCAACUGCUGACGUAAAGACAGGAGUUCUAAUAGUGCUGAUCACACCCUCACAAGCUCGCAGAGGAAUUGGCCACAGCUACUUCUUAAUAAAGAAUGGAUAAUGCCUAAGUUUGCUAGGAGUUAUAUACGUAGUGGUUUGAGACGAGGAUUAUACAUCGAAUAUCCACAACACUGCCAGGCGUCUGGGAUGUCCGAGGCACUUUUGGCACUGACUGUGACUGCACAUUGUUGCUCGAGUCACAUGCAAAAACAAACUGCUUGUGCACUGUAUAUCCUGCUCCGCCUUCUUUUACCUGGGGUGUGGCCUUUCACAGAAAGAUGUGUCGCAUCCUGUGCAGCAGCAACGUGUGUCACUAUUGACUUCACGCCCACUGUCAUUCCACAUAUUUUUUUCUUCUUAGAGGCGGCACUAACGCUGACGCUGUGUCACCUUGUAUGUGUCCAUCUUAGUCUGUUUCGCGUGUGUCGUGUUUGUACAGCUGUAGAUGAGAGAGAUUCUUUUUUUAAACCUAUUGUACAAAGUAAUUUAUUUGAAAAAACAGAUUUGCAACUUUAUUAAAGUGUUUUUUUUUGUUCCCUUUA